Molecule: messenger RNA, 2045 nt
Organism: Arvicola amphibius (Eurasian water vole)
Lineage: Eukaryota; Metazoa; Chordata; Mammalia; Rodentia; Cricetidae
Product: probable ATP-dependent RNA helicase DDX60
Exons: 9
Coding region: 1-1176 (391 amino acids)
Biological process (GO): defense response to virus
Cellular component (GO): cytoplasm
Molecular function (GO): single-stranded RNA binding; double-stranded RNA binding
Source: RefSeq, a predicted model, not a curated record
AUGUCUGGUCGGGCUGGAAGACGAGGGCAAGACCUGUUGGGUGAUGUCUACUUCUUUGAUAUUCCACUGCCCAAGACAGAAAAACUCAUAAAAUCCAAAGUGCCUGAGCUGAGAGGCCAGUUUCCUCUCAGUAUCUCACUCAUUCUGAGACUCAUGCUGCUGGCCUCCAAGGCAGAUGACCCAGAGGAUGGCAAGGCAAAGGCGCUGUCAGUGCUGAGGCACUCAUUGUUAUCCUUCAAACGUCCCCGAGUCACAGACAUGUUAAAGCUUUACUUCUUAUAUUCUUUGCAGUUCCUGGUGAAAGAGGGUUAUAUAGAUCAAGAAGGUAACCCUACAGGGUUUGCUGGCCUUGUGUCACAUUUACAUUACCAUGAACCGUCUAAUCUUGUUUUUGUCAGUUUUCUUGUAAGAGGUCUUUUCCAUAAUCUUUGUCAGCCAACUCAUGAAGGUUCAAAACAUUUUUCUGAAGAUGUAAUGGAAAAGCUGGUUUUAGUAUUGGCAAAUCUCUUUGGAAGAAAAUAUAUUCCAGCCAAGUUCCAAGAUGCUAAUAUAAAGUUUUAUCAAUCAAAAGUGUUCCUUGAUGACCUCCCUGAGGACUUCAGUGAGGCCCUGCUUGAGUACAACACUCAAGUGACAGAGGACUUUACUACUUUUCUGCGAAUUGUGUCUCGAUUCGCUGAUAUGAAACAGGAAUAUCAACUCCCCUUCUCAAAAAUUGAAUUCACAGGUAAGGAACAUGAAGACUCACCACUUGUGUCUCACCUGAUGAGCUGCAGGGAAGGAAGGAAGGCAGUUUCACCAUUUGUUUGUCUGUCUGGAAACUUUGAUGUGGAUUUGCUUCAUCCAGGAGUUUCAGAUAAUGUCGUUCUAAACACAAUUGGUAUCAAUCACACCCAAGCCCCUGUACUGUGGCCACACGGAUUUGAUACUACAGGAAGAAAAUUGCCACUUGAUGCAUAUGCACUUGACUUCUAUAAGCAUGGAUCCCUUAGGGGAUUAGAACAAGACAAUAGGAUACAUCAAGGGGAUGCUUACCAGUUAUUGAAAGAUUUUAACCUUACCAUUAAAUCUAUAAGUGUCUCCUUACGUGAACUGUGUGAAAAUGAAGAUGACAACGUUGUUUUAGCAUUUGAACAAUUGUCUGAGUCCUUUAAUGAGAAGUUUAAAAAAGUGUGAAAAGAAAAACUAUGUAAAUCACCUAAAAUAUCACCAUAUAAGCUUUGGAAGUUACAUAUAUUUUUAUUCUCAUUGAUGAUCAAAUAAUCAUACACAAUGAAAUGGAAUGAGCAAGAGACUUGCUGUGCUUGGCUUUGAGCAUUUUUGGUUGUACCACUUGGUGUGCCUAAGUCUUGGCUUCUUUAAAUGAUUGACUAAAAAUGCUUAUGUCUCCAAAUUAUUGUGGAUUGAAUGAGAAAAUGCAGGAUUUUGCAUAUAUAUGUAUGAAGAUUAUUUUUGUACUCUGUGAGACCCAAACAAAUAUUGUAUUUAAAUACUUUCAUUGUUACUGCAUUAAUAUUGCAGUAUUCUAAAAUGUAAUAUAUUCUUCCUAAUAAACAUAAAAAGAUUAUACUGCUUAGAGAGUUACCUAUUGAAAUAGUAAAUCUUAUUAAAUAAGCUGCUUGUAAAAUUAUUUUUAUUCAUUUUUGUGAAGCUUUAAAAGAAACAUAUUCCCAAUGUUUUGCUUCAUUUUAAUUGUAUAUACAUGAUUGUUGAAAUAAUGACCUCAUUGGUUUUAUUUGUGUGAAAUAUAUUCAUCUAGUAAUUAACUUACAUGGUAUCAUUCAUUCUGUAGAAUUAUUUAUAUGGGAUCAUUCUUAAUUGAGGCCUUCGCCUCAAUUCUCAACUGUAGAAUCUAUCUGAAACCCUCAAAUUGAACUUACAACACUGAAUCCUCAAAACAAAGGAUGAGUCUUUUCUGUUACUCGGGCAUCUCACUGAACGAUGCUCUUUUUGGUGUCACCAUCAGUAGAUUGUAGUGAUUUAAAAAAAUGGUUAUGGUUCAUUUAUUCCUGAAGAAAAAUAAAACUCUAAUUAUUGAAAAUGAA